Linum trigynum is the source of this 928-nucleotide messenger RNA. NCBI's taxonomy places the organism in Eukaryota, Viridiplantae, Streptophyta, Magnoliopsida, Malpighiales, Linaceae. The record is from the annotation of a GenBank genome assembly.
CGCUCCCUCCAUCGUAAUCUAUAUAAUUAACGACCAUUAUUAGCAAACCUUACACAACAAUUAACCAAUAAUUGAUUAACGAUCCAAUGCCUUCAAACAAGUACUGUUUCCUUCUCUUUGUUAUCGCUCUCUCCGCCGUCCAUGUCAUCCACGGCAAAGUCCACGGUGUCCGCUACACGGUAACCAACAACGCGUCUGGAUCAGCGGGCGGCUCCAUCUUCGACAGCCACGUAGGCGCUCCGUACACCAAGCAGGCCAUGUCACGCGCCACGCGGUUCAUAUGGAAGACGUUCCGCCAGCAAAAUGAUGCCACGCAGAGAAAACACGUCAGGAAGAUCGACUUCUUCCUCGACAUUAUGGAAGAUGGCAUAGCCUACAGCAUCGACAACGACAUCCACCUCAGCGCCAGUUACCUGGGGACCACCACGUCAGCGCCGCCGAGGGUUCUAGUUGCGUCGGAGAUUUAUCACGAGAUGACGCACGUGUGGCAGUGGAACGGGGGUGGGGCAACACCGUUAGGAUUGAUUGAAGGGAUUGCGGAUUUCAUAAGGAUGAAGGCCGGUUACGAGUCAACGUCUUCACCGGUUCGGUUAGGAGAAGGGGACCGGUGGGACCAAGGGUACGGUGUUACUGCCGGGUUUUUGGGGUAUUGCGAUGGUCUGAAACGUGGGUUCGUGGGUAAGUUGAACGAGAAGAUGAGGUUUGGGUAUAGUGAGACGUACUUUCGGGAUUUGCUUGGGAAGGACGUGGAUAGUCUUUGGAGCGAGUACAAGGCCAAGUACAAAAGCUAGGAGAAAGCAGCAUGCAUUUUAGGGUGUAAACCAAUACUAUAAUGUUAGUAUUUCUCUUGUUCUCUUUCCAUCGUCACACGUUUUCCAAUCCGAAGGGGCAUUAGCGUUUUAUUUUUCAAUAAGGACAUUUAGACUUU